AUGGCGGCGGCGGUGGCGGCUUCCACGGCCCGAGCCGCGUGCAACCCAUCGUCCAGUGCCGUGCCGGACCCGUCGGACCACGUGUGGGCGCACCACUUCAACCUGCUCAACUCCGCGCCGGCGCCGGCGGCUGCUCCGCACCUGGACCCGUCGCGCGCUACCACGUCGUCCCUGGACGAGGCGUCCGUGUCCGUGAGCAACGCGAGCGACCUUGAGGCCACGGAGUGGGUGGAGCAGGACGAGCCCGGCGUGUCCAUCACCAUCCGCGAGUUCGGCGACGGCACCCGCGAGCUCCGCCGCGUCCGAUUCAGGCAAGUCCAUGGCCACUAG
Miscanthus lutarioriparius is the source of this 330-nucleotide messenger RNA. Lineage: Eukaryota; Viridiplantae; Streptophyta; Magnoliopsida; Poales; Poaceae. The record is from the annotation of a GenBank genome assembly.